AAGUGGCCCGGGAACAGCGGCCGCCACUCUGGAGCGUGCGGCCCCGCGGAGUUCAGCAGGUGAGCCCCCGGCCCGGAUGGUGGGACCGGGCCCGGGCUCCCACCGCCACCUCCGCCUCGGCCAAAGCCGUCUGGCCCCCACCCCCGUUUAGGGACCCACAGGGGACAAGCCCCUCUGCCUGCUGGGAAGGGGAGCCUCCCCCACUCCCGGCAGCUUCAGCCUCUCCGGAUCAGGAUCGCAGUUCACAGUUCACGAAGAUCUCAGCUGCACCUGGACGUUCACUUCCCCUUUCCCAGGUUUUUAGGGUCAAGAGGAGACAGUCUCCAUAAUGAAGAAUAAUGAAAACCUAAGUUCCUUAAAAGGGACAGCAUCAGAAGUUCUCAAAUAAUGGUGCUGAAGCUGCUAGUGCCAGGAUCAUACUUUGAGAAGCCCUGGUAUAAAUAAAGUACAUGGGAUUUAGAGUCACAAAUAUCUGGACUGUCAAUGGCAGGAUACCAGCUCUGGUCACCAUGGACCCCACUGGAUGAGAGCUUCCAAUGGCUGCGGCACACAACACCUACAUCUUCUUCAAAGCACCCUUUUAGGGCUUCCCCCUGCUUCCCACAUACCCCUUCUGACCUUGAAGUGCAGCUGUGCUUUCAAGAGGUCACUCUAGUUCUAGACAGCCCAUUCCUGGAGCCUGGGGUGAGUCCCAAGUUACCCUGCCACACAUCAGAGCUCCAAACCACGAACAACAAGAAAGGGUUGGUCAGGAAGCCCCAGCCUGUCCGCCUCAGUGGAGUGGAUUCCGUGUUUGGCAGGGUCAUCACAGCUCAGCCACCAAAAUGGACCGGAACCUUCAGAGUUUCAGACAAAUCAGCCUUUUGCAAAAUCAUCAGCCGGGAGCACCAGUGGCCCACUGGACUUAAGGAACCUCAGAUUCAGAUGACAGUGACCAUGUGCAAACAGAUGCUGCGCUCUAUCCUCUUACUGUAUGCAACAUACAAGAAGUGCACUUUUGCCUUACAACACUCCAAGUAAAGGGUUCCCAUCUGAUUCCUGUUCCUUAUACCAUGCCCUUUUACUAUGUGUCUGAAGUUUACAGAAACCUGUCUGUGUAAAGGAAACUGACAUCACCCCAGCAAUCUUGCUUUUCUGUCACGCAAUGACAAUUCAGGAACCCCUUUAUUUCCUUUCCCCUCCAAAUAAGGCCAGUGACCGGAGCAAGGGAGAACAUUUCCACUGUAAAGCUGAACAACAUUUAAAAGAGAGUCAAACUAGCGUUAACAUGUACAUGUGAUAAAGAACCAUUAAACCAUAUAAACCAA
Prionailurus viverrinus (fishing cat) is the source of this 1307-nucleotide messenger RNA. It is a transcript of the gene FANCD2OS, whose product is annotated as FANCD2 opposite strand. Lineage: Eukaryota; Metazoa; Chordata; Mammalia; Carnivora; Felidae. The transcript is spliced from 4 exons. The record is from RefSeq and is a predicted model, not a curated record. The coding region runs from base 484 to 1020 and encodes 178 amino acids.